AUAGCCAUCUUUUAUUCGAAUAUCAGGAUGCUCUCAUCAUAAAACCUCCCAAGAAAUCUCCGGCAUUGUUAAGGAUGAUAGUUGUAGUGUUUGCAAUGGUCUGUGGUGUUUAUAUCUGUUCAACCUUUCUUAAACAAACUAACACUGAGACAACAAGCAAACUAUUGAACAUUGAAGUUGUAGAAAGGCCUUGUCAUGAAUAUGACACUGACCGAUCCCAGAUUCCAUACUUGCAUUAUCCUAAACCGAAAACCUUUAGCAGGGCUGAAUGUGCGUGUAAUCCUGUACGGUUGUUUGCCGUUCUGUCAACGCAGAGGUCUGGGAGUGGAUGGUUUGAGACACUAUUGAAUAGUCAUAUUAAUAUAAGUUCCAACGGUGAAAUUUUCUCUGUCAAAGAGCGGAGAGAAAAUGCUUCCUCAAUCCUGAGGACGUUGGACAUGGUCUACAAUUUGGAUUUGUUCACAAGUGCUUCCAAGAAUCACUGUUCAGCUGCGGUUGGCUUCAAAUGGAUGCUUAAUCAGGGGCUGAUACAACAUCACAAGGAAAUCGUUGAGUACUUCAACAACAAAGGUGUCUCUGUGAUAUUUCUUUUUAGAAGGAAUCUGCUGCGCCGUAUGGUUUCAGUGCUCGCGAAUUCCUAUGAUCGUUAUGCUAGACUCUUGAAUGGAACACACAAGUCUCAUGUGCACUCACCUGAGGAGGCUUCCGCUCUUGCGAAGUAUAAACCAGAAAUCAAUACAACAUUAUUAAUCACAGAGUUAAAGAGAAUGGAGGUAUCAACCAAUGAGGCAUUGGAGUACUUCAACAGCACUCGGAACAUAUUUUUGUAUUAUGAAGAUCUUAUCAGAACCCACACCAAAUUGGGAGAUGUUCUAGAGUUUUUAAGAUUGCCACGAAUGAAUUUAACUAGCCGCCAAGUUAAGAUACACAGCGGACCACUGGAGGAACAUAUCAAGAACUGGGAUGAUGUGAAUAAGACAUUAAAAGGAACAACUUACGAGAGUUUCCUCCGAUCUGAUUAUUAAAUUUUUUGAUGAAGGGGGAGGUGUAGAUAUAAAGAGAAAUCCAGUUUAGCUCCAGUUUUUCCUUUUUCUUUUUUCUGUUUCUUUCCACAUUGCAAGUGUAAUUAAGCUGAGUAUCAUACAUAUAAUUAAGCUGAGUCCCCUUUC
Messenger RNA from Solanum dulcamara, 1169 nucleotides. RefSeq lists its product as uncharacterized. The transcript has 5 exons. The record is from RefSeq and is a predicted model, not a curated record. The coding region runs from base 75 to 1025 and encodes 316 amino acids. Lineage: Eukaryota; Viridiplantae; Streptophyta; Magnoliopsida; Solanales; Solanaceae.